Molecule: messenger RNA, 1758 nt
Organism: Venustampulla echinocandica
Lineage: Eukaryota; Fungi; Ascomycota; Leotiomycetes; Helotiales; Pleuroascaceae
Product: N-terminal nucleophile aminohydrolases (Ntn hydrolases)
Exons: 2
Coding region: 1-1758 (585 amino acids)
Biological process (GO): purine nucleotide biosynthetic process; purine nucleobase biosynthetic process
Cellular component (GO): cytoplasm
Molecular function (GO): amidophosphoribosyltransferase activity
Source: RefSeq, a predicted model, not a curated record
AUGUGCGGCAUUCUUGGACUCAUCCUUGGGGAUAUCGGUGAUCCCUACUCGACAACUGCCGCUGCCGACCUCCACGAUGCGCUCUACUAUCUCCAGCAUAGAGGGCAAGAUGCGUGUGGCAUAGCUACGUGUGCCUCAGGCGGAAGAAUAUAUCAGUGCAAAGGCAACGGCAUGGCCGCUAAUGUCUUUUCCGACGGAUCGCGAGUUCAAGACCUUCCUGGUUUCAUGGGCCUGGGUCAUCUGAGAUAUCCUACUGCCGGCAGCAGCGCCAGCGCCGAGGCACAGCCAUUCUAUGUCAACAGCCCGUAUGGAAUCACAUUCGCUCAUAAUGGGAACCUGAUCAAUGCCGAAGAGCUCCGAACCUUCCUCGACAGAGAGGCGCAUCGGCAUAUCAAUACCGACAGCGAUAGCGAAUUGAUGUUGAAUAUCUUCGCCAAUGAGCUGAACGAAACUGGAAAGGCCCGUGUCAAUGAGGAAGAUAUUUUCAGCAGUUUGGAGCGGAUGUACGGAAAAUGUGUGGGCGGUUGGGCUUGCGCAUCAAUGUUAGCCGGGUUUGGCAUUCUCGGCUUCCGCGAUCCUUAUGGAAUUCGGCCUCUUGUUCUAGGUUCUCGUCCUUCCAAGACAUUAACCGGUGCUACGGAUUAUAUGAUGGCUUCUGAGUCGGUUGCUUUGCGCCAGCUCGGAUUUGGCGACAUUGUGGAUAUCCUUCCUGGACAAGCUGUCAUAAUUCGGAAGGGAUCCAAGCCUAUCUUCCGGCAGGUCGUCCCCCAGCUUGCGUAUUCACCAGAUAUUUUUGAAUUCGUUUAUUUCUCGCGGCCGGACUCUGUUAUUGAUGGCAUCAGCGUCCACCAAAGCCGUCAGAAUAUGGGUUACAAACUGGCUGACACGCUCAUCCGAACCCUGGGCGAGGAAGGUAUCAAGGAAAUCGAUUGUAUCAUCCCUAUUCCUGAGACGUCCAAUACAUCUGCAGCCAGUCUUUCCGAGCGACUCAAAAUCCCCUAUUGCCAGGGCUUCGUUAAGAAUCGAUAUGUCUUCCGGACCUUCAUUAUGCCUGGGCAAGGUGCGCGCCAAAAGUCUGUGCGUCGGAAAUUGAGUCCUAUCCCGUCCGAAUUUGCAGGCCGGACUGUUCUUCUUGUCGAUGAUAGCAUUGUCCGUGGUACUACCAGCCGAGAGAUUGUCAACAUGGCAAGAGAAGCUGGUGCCAAGAAGGUCAUCUUUGCUUCUAGCGCUCCUCCCAUCACUCAUCAACACAUCUACGGAAUUGAUCUUGCAUCGCCCAAGGAGCUUGUAGCGCAUAACCGAGAUAGGCUAGAAAUUGCCAAACACAUCGGUGCUGAGGAAGUCAUCUAUCAAUCACUGGAGGAUUUGAAAGCUGCCUGUGCAUCACUCUCUCCCCGAGGCCCUUCACAGGAGUUUGAGGUCGGCGUUUUCUGUGGUAAAUACGUCACUCCUGUUACCAAAGGCUAUUUCGAGCAUCUUGAAAGACUCCGAGGCGAAGGCAAGAGGCUCAAGACGUUGCAGGGGGCGAAGGAGGCAGUCUGCAAUGGACAAGCUGGAGAGCGGGAAUUUGAACUGGUCACCAAUGGAGCGGUAGUCAACGAGCAUGGAGAGGUUGUUCCGGAAGGUUCUAAUGACGAUUCGACCGGGUAUUCGAACAAGGACAGAUACAGAGAGGAGCCCAAUGCUUCGACUGUUCGAGACCGUCAUGACAUUAGCUUGCACAAUUUCGCAAACGAGCGUAAUCGAGACUAUGAGUAA